AUGAAUAAGUUGGCAAACAUGCGUCACUGGUCGGAAAGAAUGACACCCAAUUUCGGAAUGGGCCGUCCCAAUCCCAAUAUGCCCAUGAAUGCCCUCAACCACCCCAAGAACGCCGCCCAACCCGGUCAGCCCAUCGCCUCCCCUCAAGCCGCCGAUGCCACGAUCCACUACUCGUUCAACGUCCCAUUCGCUUCCGAUCUUGCGGGCCCCGACACCGAGGACAUUCUUCACGCGACCACUGACGCCGUCUUGCGAUGGACGCACCCCGAGGACGCGCCGGACGACGUCCAGAUUCACGAGCUGCCCGUCCAUGGACAGAACCUGAACAACCUCCGAAGGCUGUGCCGCGACCUCUCCAACGGGCCCUUACCCAUCGAGGCUCAUGUCCUUUCGACCACGCCCAAGAACGGCAAGGGCCAGCAGGUCACCACCGUCUGUCUCUCGGGCUCUCCAGAGCUGGUCCACAAGAGCCGAGAGACCAUUUUGAAUGAUACCCCCAUUUCUCUCCGUUGCACCACAAUUGAUGUUGAUGGUCAACUCGUUUGCGAUCUCAAUGCUGGAGUGCUCAAGAAGCCCGUUACCGAUACCCUGGAUUACAUCUCGAGCUACUGCGGCGUCGACAUCUUCCUUCUCGGCCCCAAGCUCACCCCUGUCGUGGAUGGCAUGACUGGUGAUUCCGAAUUGCGGAUGGAUCAGCGAUGGAGAGUUGCCAUCUACGGCGACAUCUUGUCGUCAGAGCAUGCCAAAGCUCGGGUCCUGAUUCACAUCGAUACGCUGCUUGGCCGUAUUGUCGAUGGAACCAAGCUUGAAUUGUCCUGCCACCAGCUCGUCUGUGGACGUCACCGCAAAAACAUCAAACUCAUCGAGUCGUCCACCGGGACCGCCAUCUACUUCCCGCCUCCGUUCUCGCAAAUGUACCGCUACUGUCCCCCCAACGCUACUCGCCGUGAUCCCUCGGAUGUCUUCAUCACCGGUGAAACUCCCCAGGCGAUCGAGCUCGCCAAGCAGAAGCUCCAUGAGACGGUCCAGCGGAUCAGGCUCUACGUUAAGGACGUGACCAUCCCUGCCGCUAAGAUUGACAGCAUUCUGCUUGGCCGUUUGGACAAGGUCCGCAAGAUCCUCGAGGCUAACGGUACCUACAUCAUGUUCCCCCCUCUGGCAAGCCAGCGGAACAUGGUGAGAGUCCAAGGCAGCGAGGGUCUGCACGUAGAGCGAACUGUUAGGGAAAUCAUGUCCCUGGCUGGCCAGUUCUACAGCGCCGGGUGGUACAUGCAACAUCCCGAGGCUAGGCAGCUUCCCAACCCAGCUGACAUCAGGGCUAUGCUUGUUGAUAUUUGCGCCAAUUCGGAUGCCGAUCUCUCGUUUGACAAACUGAACUUUGCCAUCACUGGCUCUGAUGAUGCUGUCAAGUCUGCCCUCGAGGUUAUCUCGGACAUCAAGUUUGUUGCGCAGGCUCAGUAUCAGAUCCGUGUCAAGAUUGAGCUUGCCAAUGAGCACAAGGAGUUCGUCAGUGGCAAGAAGAACGGCAAGAUCAACAAGAUCAUGGGGCAGAGUAAUGUCCAGAUCAUCUUCGACGGCUUCAAUGAGUACAACUUCAACAUUGAUGUCAUGGCGGCAAGCUACGAUUCCAUGAAGCAGGGUCUGACGCUGGUCGAGCAGGAGAUGCCCGCAUCCAUCUCGUUCCACGUUCCUGAUCAGUACCACAAGCGCAUCAUUGGCAUUGGUGGACAGCACAUUCAGCGAAUUAUGAAGAAGCACUCGGUCUUCGUCAAAUUCUCCAACGCCAUGGACAGAGGUGGUAUGGGACGAGAGGACGACGACAUUAAAGUGGAUAAUGUUAUCUGCCGCACCCCAGCUCGCAACGCACAGAACCUCGACGCUGUCAAGAACGAGAUCCUGGAGAUGGUUGACCGCGCUGACUCCGAGUAUACCUCUCAGAUCGUCAGUGUUGAUCGACUCUAUCAUCGCCAGCUCAUUGCUAGGCUUCCGGAGAUUGACGAGCUCGAGCAGAAGUACAACUGCAAGAUCAACUUCCCCAGCACCGAGCAGGCCAGCGACGAGGUGACGGUGAAUGGCCCUCAGUGGCAGGUUCCCCACUGCGUUGACGAGUUCUUGGGCAUGGUGCCUGACAAGCAUGAACUCGUUCUUGCUAGAAGCCCUGAGCUGAUCAAGUUUCUCGAGUCUCCCGAGUUUGCCCAUGACCUUGUGCCCAAGCUGAAAAGCCAGCACGAGGUUGAGCUUACCAUCCACCAGAACCCUGAUGAGCUCGCUGAGGAUGGAUCUCCUACAGUCACUUUGCUUUGGGGUUUUACCCGCAACAAUGCUGGUGGUCUCCGCGAUGCCAUGGACUUUAUCCAAUCCCAGUUCGCGACUUCUGGGGCUGAGGUGAACAUCGUCAAGGGCGCUCUCCCUCGCCCCAAGUCGGACUCAUUCGAGGACUCUCUUCAGUACUUUGACUCUAAGCUUCUUCAGCAUGCUCCGGCCCCUGUUGCUACUGACUCCCCCGUCAAGGCUGGCUUCGGUGAUGACGUCGCCCGCGAACGAAGCAGCAUCCUCGACCGUCUCCGAAAGCCCGGCAGCAUGACGUCGAUCUCUUCCUUCUUGGAUCGCAGAAAGAACAGCUCGCACUCGGCCAACAAUUUCUUCAAGGGCUCCAGCAACGUGUCCAAGUCUUCGCUCAUCUCAAUCGAGUCGACCCGCAGCUUCAACGCUGAUCGAAACCCCUGGAACGACAGCGGCGUGAACCUUCCAGACGACGACAACCCGUGGGCGCCACGACCCUACAGCACCCACAUCGACAACAAGCUGUCGAUUCCUCAGCCCGGCGACAUCACGCCUCGCCACAGCACCCGCGCGUCCGGCGACAGCGGGCGCCCUUCCACAUCUCAUUCUAUGAAUUCAGGAUACCCCGCCCCUAUUGGGCCUUUCCGUUAG
Fusarium keratoplasticum is the source of this 2934-nucleotide messenger RNA. RefSeq lists its product as uncharacterized. The transcript is spliced from 6 exons. Gene Ontology annotation, cellular component: nucleus; cytoplasm. Gene Ontology annotation, biological process: nuclear division. Lineage: Eukaryota; Fungi; Ascomycota; Sordariomycetes; Hypocreales; Nectriaceae. Gene Ontology annotation, molecular function: mRNA binding. The record is from RefSeq and is a predicted model, not a curated record. Bases 1 to 2934 code for a protein of 977 amino acids.